This is a messenger RNA of Teleopsis dalmanni, 1184 nucleotides long. RefSeq lists its product as uncharacterized. Gene Ontology annotation, molecular function: DNA binding. The record is from RefSeq and is a predicted model, not a curated record. Bases 319 to 1155 code for a protein of 278 amino acids. The transcript has a single exon. Lineage: Eukaryota; Metazoa; Arthropoda; Insecta; Diptera; Diopsidae.
UAUGCGAAAUAUGACAGCCAUUUUUAUAUAAAUUUAAUGGUUUUCUCACAGAAUGAAUGAUUAUGUUUUACUCUUUGUUAUUUUAUCUAGAAAAAUAUCGUGGUAAAAGCUCAUAUUGUGAACUCCAAUCAAAUCUACAUGAAUUUUUAUAUUUUGUCUAACAUAUUUUUCCAAAUAUGGCAAGCUAUCAAAGUGGAUAAUGAAUUAAUACAAGACAUGGCUUUAAAAUUAAAUAUCGCUAGCCAUAACAAUCUUACAUGAUUAGCCAUAAGCGAUGUUUAUUGUUGAAUGGUUGUUGUUAAAUGUCAGAUUUAGAAUAUGUCACAGUACAUUGAAAAAUACGAUAAAACUAUGAAUUGGAAUACAAAAGACGUUAUAAAGUUAAUAAAACUUUAUAAACAAUACGAAUGUCUGUGGAACAUUAAGAGCAAAAAUUAUAAAUACUUGGAUAACAAAAAAUAUGCAUGGUUACAAAUUUCUAGAGAAUGCAAUAGAAAUGUCACUGAUGUGAAACGCAAAGUUAAAUAUAUAAGAACAGCAUAUCUGGUAGAGAAAAAGAAAGUCGAUGCUUCAAAAAAGACAUCCUCAGUACGUGGAAUUUACACACCCCAUUUAUUUUAUUUUGAUGACCUGAACUUUUUAGAUUCGGUGAUUGUACAGCGAAAAGCUUACGAUACGAGUUUCAUUAAAGAUAUUGAAGUACCUGAUCAAAAUGAAGAAAGUGUACAAAUGAUGGAAUAUAUUAAAUGCGACGAAUAUUUGGAUGGUAAUAGUACUGAUAUAUUUCAAGAAUCGUUUUGUGAUGAAAGUAAUGUGAUGAAGAAUGAAACCCAAAAUUCUAUAGCAAUAUCUACACACAAUAAUGAUCCCUGCUUAAAAAAUGUAAUUCCGACACCUAAGCGUAAGCAUGUACCUGUUGCAGAUAUUAGUGAGGGAUAUUUAGAACCAGAAGAGGCGCGCCAUGAAACAUCAUGUAUUGAGUUAGCUUUAAAGGAUACGGAAAAAUCUGAUUUACAUUUUUUUCAAAGUUUAUUACCUUAUAUGAGUAAAUUUACAGAUUUGGAAAAACUGGAGAUAAAAGGUGAUGUUUUAAAAAUUAUUGGAGAAAAACUAAAAUACAAAGAACAACAACAAAAGCUUAAUAUUCGUUCUUAAUAAUGUAUAGUUUUUUUAAUGUUAACGUA